AUCAUUGAAUCAUCUCGAUUGAUAUAUUCAUAAGGAAGAUAAAACGUAAGAUCAGUUCUUAGAGUAAUGCUCUGCUAUAGAACGUAAACAUUGUUGAAAAUGUAUAUUUUGUGUCUGGCUGUCGUGACAAUGUCUGCUUUGACAGACGCGUUUAACCCAAACGCCGGACUAAGCGAUGAUAGAAAUAUGUAUACCCACCAACGAAUUACUUUGGAAGCGUUAGACAGAGUUGCUGCUCACUUUCUCUCGUCCAGUGGUCUCGUGUCGACGUCCAGGAUAACCGAGUACGAUUUCGUCAUCAAAGAACAUUUCGGAGCAGACACCAACAGUUACGAAAACUACAAAAUGAAGGCCCGACAGUUUGCCGACGCUGUAUCCAGUGUUUACCAGACUUAUCGCCUGGAUCCGGAUUAUACUGUCAACUCCGAACGAAUCGAAGAAGCACACAUCUUAGUCAAGGACACGCGGAUGGAAAUAACGUCGCUCCUGUUAACUGGAAUGUUUAGCGAUACCAUCGUCGAGCUCUUGAGAAAGAAAGUGGGCAAAUGUCUGAUGAUCAUCCAAUCGUUCUACAGCAAUACGAACUGGGUCGAGAUGAACGGUUUAGUACCAUAUUCAGAUUUUGGGUCAUUGGCGAUCCAGCACUUAAUGCAGAUAGCCUCGCCGGGCGAAGCAACCUGUACGUCUUGUGAUGACAGCAGUUCAGCACUUAAAUUGGGUUCCUGCGACGACAAUCUGCUAGUCACUGACCGUCUCACAAGUGGUUAUUUGUUUGGACAGAAUCACUCUCCAAAACCAUCAGCUGACCCAGCUUACGUCACGGGGAAGUGUAGCCAUGGUGGCCUGAGGGAUUCUGGGAAGAAUACUCCGGCGACAGGGGGUAUCAAUAAGGAGACUACUGACAGGAAUCUUUCGCCACAUUCUCAUCUCCAUCUUCACGCUUCUGAGGCUGCGAUCCGAGCUACAGUAGAGUUCUUAAUACAUCCAACCAGUGGAAUAUUCAUAGACGUUGCUCAGGAUAUAAUUUCUAAGAUUAUUGGAUUGCAACUGAAAUCGACAACUUCUCUUGGAUUUGUUGUCGACGUCAGUGGCUCUAUGAGUAAUGAUAUAGCGGAAGUGAAGACAACAUUAAAAAGAAGAGUCAUCCAAGUAAUAAACGACGCUCACGGACCAGACAAAUAUGUGUUGGCUACAUUCAACGACCCCAGUAUGUGAUACAUGUGGUUAAACACA
This is a messenger RNA of Pecten maximus, 1233 nucleotides long. Its product is annotated as von Willebrand factor A domain-containing protein 7-like. The record is from RefSeq and is a predicted model, not a curated record. Lineage: Eukaryota; Metazoa; Mollusca; Bivalvia; Pectinida; Pectinidae. The transcript has 7 exons. Bases 100 to 1215 code for a protein of 371 amino acids.